Messenger RNA from Dermacentor silvarum, 351 nucleotides. RefSeq names its product zinc finger protein 341-like. The transcript is spliced from 2 exons. NCBI's taxonomy places the organism in Eukaryota, Metazoa, Arthropoda, Arachnida, Ixodida, Ixodidae. The record is from RefSeq and is a predicted model, not a curated record. Bases 1 to 351 code for a protein of 116 amino acids.
AUGAAGAGGCACAUGACUCUGCAUUUUCCUCAUGAUGCACCAAAGUAUCGUUGUGACGUCUGCCAGAAGAGUUUCUCCAGAAAGCACUACGCCAAAAUCCACCGCCUCAAUGCGCAUGGCCUACACAACAACCUGGAUGAAAGUGGUAUGAUGUUUGACCUUGAAAGGAAGACUCCACGCUGCCGGCUGUGUCAGCGAACGUUCUACAACAGCAGCAGCCUGAGACGGCAUAUGCAGCGCCACUUGGCGAAUGACCGCCAGCGAUUUCCAUGUGGGGUCUGCUCCAAAGAGUUUACAAGAAAGGACUAUGUGCGUGAGCAUCGCAUGAAUGUUCAUGGCAUGCCAACUUAG